This is a messenger RNA of Teleopsis dalmanni, 894 nucleotides long. RefSeq lists its product as uncharacterized. The transcript has a single exon. Lineage: Eukaryota; Metazoa; Arthropoda; Insecta; Diptera; Diopsidae. The coding region runs from base 1 to 894 and encodes 297 amino acids. The record is from RefSeq and is a predicted model, not a curated record.
AUGAGCAUGACAGAAGCCAAUCAGGAAAUAAACAGCCCCAAUUUGGCAGCUGCAUCAGCACCCAGUCAAGCCGAACAAGGUCAGAGUGUAGAAGCGAUGGGCGUGGUCAAAUUACCACCUUUCCUUCACUCUGAUCCCGAAUUAUGGUUCACGCAAAUCGAUGGGUUACUGCAUGUCAAUAGAAUAACAUCAGAUGUCUCCAAAUACUACACAGUCAUCACGGCACUUGACGCAAAUACACUUGGCCAGGUAGCAGACAUCGCAAAGAAGCCUCCAGUUUCCGACAAAUACGCAACAUUAAAAGAAGAAUUGAUCCGACGCUUUGGUGAGUCAAAGCAAAAACAACUCAUCAAAUUGCUUACAAACUUAGAGCUAUCAGACAAGCGACCGUCUCAAUUACUGCGUGACAUGCGCAAUUUAGCGGGUACAAACAUUUCUGAAGAUGCCCUUUCAACUCUGUGGGCACAACGCUUGCCCAGCAACGUUAGAUGUAUUUUGUCUGCAUGUAACGCCGGCAGUUUGGAAAGCAUGGCAGAAUUAGCUGACAGGAUAAUGGACAAUUUACCAACACCGCAGUUCGUUAUGGCUGCAACAACUGGUACUCAUUUUAAUCAAUCGUCAUCGCCGUUAGAAGCGCGAGUACUUGCAUUAGAGACAGCAGUACAGCAAAUUAUAAGCAGCUUGGGUGAGUUAACGAUGCAGUUAAAACCGAGCAGUCGUGAUAGAAGUACGGACCGUCGUCACGAAAAAAGAGAUCGCAAGCAGAGCAAUAUGAGAAACAAAGUAUGCAGUUACCAUACACGAUUUGGGUCCAGGGCGUUUAAAUGCACUCCACCAUGUGAAUUCAGCAAGGCAGCUGAAAAUCACAGCUCAACACCAACAGCGGAAAACUAA